This is a messenger RNA of Nicotiana tabacum (common tobacco), 1533 nucleotides long. The record is from RefSeq and is a predicted model, not a curated record. NCBI's taxonomy places the organism in Eukaryota, Viridiplantae, Streptophyta, Magnoliopsida, Solanales, Solanaceae.
AUGAUUAUCAAUGUGGAGAGUCAAAGGAUACAUGGGAAAUGUACUUCUUCCUUAACUGACAAUAAUGAAGUUGCAGCAAUGAUGAGCAAUAAGUCAUACAAAAGUAAUUGCAAUGGAGGUUACAACAACAAUGGAGGAUUCAAUACUAAUAACUACAAUGGAGGUUUUAAGCGUAGUAAUUCAUUUGAAAAAUCUGGGAUUUAUUGUGAAUACUACAAAGGCAAAGGGCACACCAAAGAUAACUGUUACAAACUGCAUUGUUAUCCUCCAGAUUUCAAAAAUAGAAAGAGAGAAAGCCCUUCCAAUACUCAUGCAAAUAGUGUUACAAGUGUUGGAAAUCAAGUUCCCGAGUCACACAAUCAUUCUUCCAUGACUCCACUUGCUCUACUAAACAAAGGACAAGAGGCUGAACCUGUAGCAAAUGUUGCAACUGCAGGGACAACAGGUAUUGCCCAUGCACUUACGUCACAUCUUGUAGACCAGAAUUGGAUAGAAGAUACAAGUGCUUCUAAUCAUAUGGUUCAAAGUCUGGAUUUGUUAGAUGAUUAUGUGAAGUUAACUGGAAAGGAUAGGAACAAGGUACACUUAUUCGCUGGAGAGCAAGUAGCUAUUUCACAUAAGGGUGUUGCAUCAUUUUUCAAGGAUAAUCCAGUUCAGAAUAUUCUUCAUAUUCCAGAUUUCAAAUAUAAUUUACUCUCAGUUUCAAAGAUCACAAAGGAGUUACAAUGUUUAGUAGCUUUCUAUCCUGACGUUUGUAUCUUCCAGGAACUCUCAAGUGGGAAGGUGUUGGGGAUUGGUAAAGAAGAGUUUGGACUUUACAUUCUGAAGGCAAAUGGAAGGCCAUUUCUAGCUACUGAACAGUCUUGCUCUGUGUCCUCUUUGUGGCACAGAAGAUUAGGACAUGCUCCAUUAAAAGUCUUGCAAAAGCUAGAUGGUGUUCCUAGUCUAAAACUAGAAGGUCAUCACUGGAUAUUGUAUUCAAAAAGGAGGUAUUUCCUUUCAAACACGUCUUUUGAGUCUUCUAUUCUAUUCCCUGUGCUGGAAUUUGUUGAGACUUUAACUCAAUCUUUACCUCAAGAUACAAUUCCUGAUACAACUCUUGUUUCUGCAAUCAACUCUCCUGAAGAUCCUAUAUUCAAUUCUUCUGAGGAUCAGUCAACUGCUGACGUGUCACCUUCACCAGUUGAUCCAUCUACUUUGCUGCCUCCUGGACACUCUACUCCAGUGGUGGAACUCAUAAAGUCUUCAAGAACUACUAAGCCACCAGUGUGGCUGAAAGACUUUGUAGUUCAGCCUCAAAAGGGUAGUCAAUAUCCAAUUUCAAAUUAUGUAGGCUAUAAUACUCUUUCCUCAACUUAUCAGGUUUCUCUUGCUGCUUAUUCUGCUAUUCUGGAGCCUAAAUCUUUCUCUGAAGCAAGUAGAGAUCCUAAGUGGAUUGAUGCAAUGCAAUCUGAAAUUGUAGCCCUUGAGAAAAAUAACACUUGGUCAGUGGUAGAUCUUCCUUCAAGAAAGACUCAUAUAGGCUGCAAAUAG